Aspergillus calidoustus is the source of this 2133-nucleotide messenger RNA. NCBI's taxonomy places the organism in Eukaryota, Fungi, Ascomycota, Eurotiomycetes, Eurotiales, Aspergillaceae. The record is from the annotation of a GenBank genome assembly.
AUGGAUCCUGACGAGGUUCCGCCGCCGCCAUACUCCGCCGUGGACCCUCUGAUUGCACAGGCGAAUCGCACCCGCAAUGCAGCAUCAUCGAAUGCAAACCCCAGUGCUCUCCAUCUCCGUGGUGGAAAUGCGCCACUGUUGGCGCCGAGUGCGGGGGGACCUUCUGAGGUACUCCCAAUGCACUUUUCGUCUGCUGCCGCUUACUUUGCGGAGCGGCCGGCUCCUGUCAUUGAACCGGCGGAGCAGACUCUAGAGCAUCAUAUCACCAUCUACCCGCGCAGUCAGGCUAAGGAUUUCCCACGCCGCCCACGAUGCUGGAGCCCGCGGUUGGAGAACAUCGCCCAGCAGGAUUGGGAUAUGUUCUUGCGGCACCUGUUUCCGCCGCAUUUGGGUCUUGCGUCCUCGUCUGCUGAGCUCCCGCGUCAAGUGAGGGCGGAGAUCCGGAGAGAUAGGAAGGAUCGACCGCAGGAGACUGAUGAGGAGCGCGAAAGGCGCAUCGCCACAGUCAUGAUGGAGUGGAACCAGUACUUUUUCGAGCCACGCGCGGUCCGAAUCGUUUUCUUCUAUGUGACAGAUCCCCGGACUGCACCGGCGUCGCCGCUCUGUCCUAGGUGCUACCCAGCCGCGACAAGAGCAUCCCAGGAGAAUAGAAGCGCUCAGACUCCAGAAGCUGGGCGGGGUCAACCUUUACAGCCAAACAUGUACCCCGCGGCAACUGGAUACCCACAACAGCCAGGAUAUCCCGGGCAAAUGCCCUCGCCGUAUGGGUAUCCGAAUCCGGCGGCAAAUGCAGCGCCCUACCUUUCGCCGCAGACGGCGUCUGGAUUCUUCCAUCCUGCGAAUCCUCAUGUUUACCAGUACCCGUAUCAGCAGUAUCAGCAGUGGGGCUGGAACAAUCAGCAGUACGCCCAGCAGUAUGAGAGCCCGAAAGGGGGGCCUUUGGGCUGGUUCUCGAAUUUGGCGGCCCAGGCCCAAAAGUACGGUGAACGCAUCACGGAGCAGGCGCAGCAAUAUGGAGACCAGAUUAGUGCACAUGCCUCCCACUACGGCAGACAAGUGGAGGAGCAGGCCAUGGCACAUGGCCGUUGGAUCGAAGAGCAAGCCGGACUUGGUAGCCGCAAGGUCGAAGGCGCCUUCACCGGCUGGAACACGCCUCAACAGCAGGGCUAUUAUCCCUACUACUACGCCCAGCCUGCCACUCCGAAUCCUACUCAGCAGACUGUACAAGCUCAGCCUCAACAACUGCAAAUACAAGCACAAGCACAGCCCGAGACGCAGACGCAGACACAACCACAACCACAACCACAACCACAAACGCAACCCCGAACAGAAUCCCAACCCGACCAGUCCCGCUCCCGCCGCGACUCCAUCUCCUCCGCCUCCUCAGACUCCUCCCUCUCCUCCAUCGACUCCAUCUCCACAACAUCCGAACUCAGCUCCUCGGACCUCGCCACCGUCCGCGCCCAACUCCUCUCCCUAGACGACCACCACGACCGCGACCUCUACGACGCCGCCGUCGAACUCCGCCGCCAACUCGACGCCCUCCGCGAGUCCCGCCGCCAGGCGCGCAUGCACAGCCGGACUACUACUACUACCGGCCGCUGGCGCCACGGCUGGGGCUCCUCGCACUCGCAGUCCCGAAACGACGGGCAAGGCCGCAGCAGCAGCUGGGGCCGCUGGGAGUCGCCGCAGGAUCGGCAGCGGAACCAGGCGGAGCGCCGGGCGGCCAAGGAGGAGUUACGGGCAACGCGCAAGGCGUUUCGGGAGGUGCUGCGGCGUGCGAGGGACGAGCAAAAGGAGCAGCGGAGGAUGAAGCGGAAUCGGCGGCGGCAGGAGAGGCGUGCGAGGUGGGGGCAGACUAAUCAGAGAGAAGAUCAGGCUGCCUCUGUAUCCACAUCUGUCGCUGUGACUGCUCCUGUGGCUGCGCCUGAAUCGACGAGUUUAGAGCAGCGGUUGCAGAACCUCGAACUCGAGAAUAACCGUGAAGCAUCGACACAGCAACGUGCGGCGGCUAGAGCCGGGUCCGAAAGCAGUGCGGUUAGUUCGAUCAACACGCCGAGUAUCAGUUCCGAAGAGGAAAAUGAUGGACCCGGAAAUACCGCCAGAAAAGAAGUGAGCAAGGAACGCAAAUAG